This is a messenger RNA of Cylicostephanus goldi, 372 nucleotides long. The record is from the annotation of a GenBank genome assembly. NCBI's taxonomy places the organism in Eukaryota, Metazoa, Nematoda, Chromadorea, Rhabditida, Strongylidae.
AUGCAGGCAUUGCCUCUCGUCGUACUGCUCAGCCUCUACGGAACAGCCAGAGCUCAAGUUCGUGUACGUAUAUGGCAACCAAACAUCGACUCCAGCAAGAUCAAAGAGCCAAUCCGAUUUUGGGAAUUGGUUGAAAUGCGACCGACUUCGUCCACAUUACCGACACCGCCAUCACCGCCAUCGCUACCGCCACCGCCACCGACAUCGCCGUCGUCAGCGAAUAUUACAACAAGGACAGGAAAUCAUGAGACAGCUAUCACUACAAGCAUUACCAGCACUACCAGCACUACCAGCAAAACCUCUACUACACCCACCACACCCAGUAAGUACAUUUUGGGUGUCGUAAUGGCAAAAGUACUCUUAGAGAAGUGA